This is a messenger RNA of Polistes canadensis, 5141 nucleotides long. RefSeq names its product GATA zinc finger domain-containing protein 14-like. Lineage: Eukaryota; Metazoa; Arthropoda; Insecta; Hymenoptera; Vespidae. The transcript is spliced from 4 exons. The coding region runs from base 506 to 3574 and encodes 1022 amino acids. The record is from RefSeq and is a predicted model, not a curated record.
CUUUAAAUUUCGUGCAGCACCACCUAUAACCCACGCCAAAGAACUACAAGCUACGUGUCGUAGUCAUAAAAAAGUAUGUAAUGUGAGUUACGAUCGUGCAAUGGUGUUUGGAUAUUAUUCAUAUUAUAUUUUGUAGUACAAUCGGGGCAGUAUCGAUAAGAAAAAACAAAAAAAGAAAAGAAGAGAAUUUUUUGUCAAGCACGACAUUAUCACUGGAUAACCUUGUUCUGGCGUCCAUACAUAUUUGGAAAAGUAGGUAUCUUGCUGUGGGAAAUAAAAUUUAAAAUAUAUUCUUAAAAAACAGUUAUGUUAUAAAGUAAACAUUGUUUAUUAGAAUUUUAUUACUUGGUUUAUUGAAGUUUGGUAUUAUGUUUAUUUCACAGUUAUUAAUAAUUAUUUUUAUAAACUGAACGUUCAAAGUUUGAUAAAAAAAAAAAAGAAGCUUUCUUAUAAACGUGUAUUCGUGCACGUAUUAUACUUUUGCUAAAAAAGAAGAACUAAGAUUAUGUUCAAUAAUCAAAUGAUAAAUAUAACAGCAAAAGAAAAUGAUUCUACAGAAGAACAUAGUUUGAGUAAUGAAAGAAAAGAACUAAAAUUUCGUACAGAUUUGAGUCCGCCUAAUGAUAAUAGAUAUUUUUUGAAACGGUCAUAUACAUCACCAAGAAUAUUUAAAUCACGAAGAAAUAGAGGUUUCGUUUGUUAUAGAAUGAACAGAUCAUUAAGCUUUGAUAAUUAUAAGAAUGAUCGUUUAUUUAAAUCUCCUAAUUCUAGUUCAGGAAGUAGUAAUGUGGAUAACGAAAAGCAUCUAACAAGAUCAGCUAAAAUAAUGAGAGCACUUAAUUUUAAUUGCAGUCCCUUCUACAAUCAAAGAAAGAAAAUAAAAAAGACAUUAAAUUUUAAUUUAACUCCAAGUCCAAAGAAAUUUUCUAAUCUUAAAAGUUCAAGAGAUAAUAUAAAUUUCAAUUUGACUACAUCUUCGCCUAAAAUUAAUAAAACUUUGAAUUUUGACACAAGUCCAAGUAAUUCGAGUACAAGCAGUAUAUUUCUUACAUCAUUUGAUUCGAUGGAUGAAAAUCAAAAUCAAACUCCUUCUCAACGAAAUAAAAAAGCUAAAAAGUUAUUGGAUUAUAUUACACCUAAGAAAAGGAUGUAUGUUUCAUCUCCGAAUAUGGAUAUAUCUUCUCCAUCUUUACGUUUGAGUCUUAAUGAAAAGAUCAAUGACAUUGUACAAAUGAAUUGUUCACCUUCACAUUCUUUUAAUCAAAAUAGAAAAGCAUUAAAUUUUAAUACUCGCUGCAAUAUUAGUACACCGAGAAAUUUGUAUGCAGAUUUUUCUAACGAAGAUGAUGAAAGACCGCAUACACCUGAAAAUACAAUUCCUAUUAUUCCGGAAAGUAUGAGUGCCAUAAAGAAAAGUCAUAAAAAGGAAAGAUCACUACGACAAAUGGAUACUUUAUCUAUAAAACAUACAAAUGUACUACAAAAACUAACAGAUCCUUUCACGGUUAAGCAAUUUGAUGAUCUGCGAAGAGAAAAAAGACCCUUAAGUCCACCUAUGGUUGAAAAAGAUAUUGUAUCUGUCUGUGAUACAAAUUCUAUUAAACAAUCUCAUAAAAAAGAUAAAAGUAGAAAAAACAUUUCAAUGUUACUUUCUGGAGAUGAACUUUCUAACUCAGGAUCUAUUUUUGAAUAUUCCAUAGGACAAGGAAAUAUAAAAGGAGAAAAUAAUACAUGCCAUACCAAUCUUAAUUUUAAUAAAAGUGAUGAUAACAUAGAUUAUGACUCAAGUAGUAACAAUAUAUUAGCAAAUAGUAUUGGUUGUUAUGAAUUAAUAAAUAGUUCAAGUGACACAACAAACAAUCAAGGUCUGGAUAUUAUUACUGGUAUGGAUACAAAAUCUAGUAGUUCUCGCGUUGAGGAAGAAAUAUGUAACACAGUUUCUCAAAAUCCCCUACCAAGUACUAGUAAUGCCAAUAAGAAAAGUAGAUCAGUAACACCACAAGCAUUUGAAACAAAUUCUGUAUCUUCAGUAAGAGUAAUGACUCCAGAAAAUCAAAUAGAUUUCUUACAACAUAUUCAAACUGAAUCAAUUAAAAAGUCUCAUAAGAAGAUUAAGGAAGAAAAAAGGAAAAAACUUUUUUUACCUAGAAAUCUUGAACAUAAACUUAAGGAAGCAAAACUGGAUACUGUUAAAAAUAAGCAUUUUGAAGUAUCAGAAGAUAAUCAAAAUGAUAAUAAUAUUCCAACAAAUGAGGAAUGUGUUAAUAUAGACAGUAUUGUUCGUGCUAGUACACCUGAAAAUGUUAAUUCUAGCAGGCUGUUAUUGUCAAACUUUACUUCGGUUAAAAAAUCACACAAAAAAGACAAACAUAAUAAAAUCGUUUCACAAUUUAUUCGACGUCAACAAUUUUUAAAUAAAGAUGCGGAUUAUAAUAAUGUGCAACAUGAAAUGCACAAUGACAUUACCAAGAAAGAUCAACGACAAAUAAAGAACAAAUUUAUUGAAAAUGAUAGCGCUAUGUCUAAUUUACAUUUAAAUAAUAUCAAUCUUAACAGUAAGGUGUCUCCAAGUAAAAGAAAAAUAUUGUCCUAUUUACCAGAUGACGAUGAUGAUGAUGAUGAUGAUUUAUUACAUUUAUUGUGCAAUUCUAAAUUAACGCAAAAUGAGGGUAGAAAUAUGGAGGAAUUCAAAAUUUGUACACCUAUAAAAAAAAGAAGACCAUUAUUAAAAACUGAUGUGAAAUCUGAUGAUUUACAUAUAGUACAGUCAAAUAAAAAUGAUUCAUUUGAAGAAGAGAUUGUAAAUAUCGAUGCAUCUAGAUGUUUAACCCCCAUUCUAAGACAUCUUGGUUGUACGGUAUUACCAGGGCAAAAUACUGAUUUGUUAAAAACAAGUAAUGAAAAAAGUAAUUCAGUUGAAGAACAACAGCAGCCUGAUACGCAAGAUCAAAAUGGAAGAUCAACACCCAAAAAUAUGUCUACAAUAGAAUUACUUCCUAACGUUAAUUCCAUUAAAAAAUCUCAUAAAAAGGAUAAACGUGGAAAUGGAUUGCAUAGAAGUCUUAUAUUAGAACAAGAAAAAUUAUUUCUACAGAAAAAUGAUAACAAAUUUUUGCAGAAUAAUCAUAGACAUUCAACAAUAGUUUCUAAAUCAAAUGAUAAUAAAUCAAGUUUAGCUGAUAAUACUUGUUCAACAAAUAUGUUAAGCGAUGGUAGUAAUAACUAUGCGCAAAAUUCUACUAUUACAAUUUAUAAAGAUUCUCAAACUUCCAAUCAAGAUGUUAAUGUUAAUGACAGACAAAAUAUCCUAACAAAUGAUACUACCUCAUCUAAUAAAACUCCACCAAACUGUUUAAUGGUAAAAAAUUAUAUGAGAUUGUUGCAAACAACUUCAAUAAAAAAAUCUCACAAGAAAGAACGAGAUCGUAAGAAACAUAAAAUAAUAAAUAAAGACCCAGAACUGUCAGAUGAAGGAUCUAUAUUUGGAGAAAGUGAGAAAGUUGAUACCUUAGACGAUUUACGUAUUCAAAUUAAUAGCAAUAAGACUGAUAUAGAUAGAUCUGAUUAUGUAUAAAUUAUAAAUGAAGAGAUAUAAUGUAAAAGAAAAAAAAAAAAAAAAGGUUUAAUUAAUUAUAACAGAAGAGUCCAAAUUUUUUUAGUGGCAAUAUUCUAAGGAUGGACCUAUAUUUUUUCAUGUAAGGCAUUUUUGUUUCCAAUUUUUCCAGUAAAACACGCAGCCUUUUGUAGGCAUUAAUGUAUUUGCUCUCUUAACUUUCUAUAAACAUAAUUUAAUGUUAACAGUAUUAUAAUAAGAGAAAUUAUUGAUUUUAAGAUAAAUGCACAAGCAUAUAAGACGAGUCUUUGUUAAAAACGAAUCUAUGAUACAAUACAACUUUCGUGUUAAUUUUUGAUACAUUAUUAUUAACAGUAUUCAUAAAUGUAAACUCUAUACAAUUAAUCCUAUUCUAACAGUGAUACAUUAACCAAAUUAUUACUUUACAAAUUAACGUCAUUGAUGAAAUAAUUGAGAAUGAACUUGGGUCAAUUAUUUCUUAUAAUAUCUUAAUAACAUUAAAUAACAUCUUAAAACAUUAAUCAAUACACACAAAAUUUGGCAGAAGGUGUUGAUUAAUGUACAUUAAAACUACAUUUACAUCAGUGUAGAAUAAUUGAUCAUGAUUUUGGGCCAAUUUUUCUGCACAACAAUUAUAAUAUAUAAUUUAAAAAAAUAAUUAUAUAUAUAUAUAUAUAAUUUCAUAAUGUAAAGUGAUAACGUUAUUAGAUUCGUCGUUACAAUAUUAUAAAGAGAAAUACAUAUAAGUUUUGAGAUGAUAAUGAUAAUAAUAAGACUAAUAUAGCUUUAUGCUGAAUGUUUAAAACUAUCUAAUUUGUAUUACCAAGUAUGAUGGUGUCAAGAUAUAUUGAAAAGGUUAUAUACGGCAAUAUAAUCGAAAUCAUUUAAUAUAAGAUAUUUAGUUUAUAUUUGAUAUACGUUUGUUACAAGGUAGUAACACAUUGUUAAUUUAAUUCCCACUUAUUAUUACUUAAAACCUGUUACAUUUGGUAGAUAAUUUAUAAAUACUAUAUUUUUAUUUUAUAUCGUUUAUAUAGUAUUUCCACAGAAAUUGUUUUUUUUUUUACAUAUGGUAUCGAAAUAUAAAUCAAGGUGCAUUUUGACUUAUCAUAUAUUACAAAUAAUACACUUGCAUUAAAAUAUGAGGCAUAUGUACAUAUCUGUGUCUAUGUUGGGAAUUCCACUUUAAAUAUAGCAUUGAAGAUAUGUAAAUCCUAGUAUAAAUGUGAUAUGUAUAUAAUGCUUAACUUUAGUAAAUAUCAUUUAGAUCUAAGAAUUACAUUUCAUAAAUAUAACUAUGUUCCUUAUUAAAUUUUAUUGCUUUUUCUCUUUUUCUUUAAAAAGUUUGAUAACAAAUAUUAACACGUUAAGCAUCGAAUCUCUUUUUUUUAGAUUUCUGUUCAGGCCACGAUAAUCCAUUAGUCAGAGAAAUAUACAAGGAUGUUAGUUAUUGGUGAUGGACGUGGCUAGAAUAAAAAUUGUACUGACAGUCAUUGGUGACUGACGUGGUGUUUAAUAUGUUAAAUUUUAAUAAUAAAUAAAGAUGUUUAAGUUUCAGCAAAGUAAA